This is a messenger RNA of Meriones unguiculatus (Mongolian gerbil), 8059 nucleotides long. RefSeq names its product kinectin 1 (gene Ktn1). Gene Ontology annotation, biological process: protein transport; microtubule-based movement. Gene Ontology annotation, molecular function: kinesin binding. The coding region runs from base 337 to 4383 and encodes 1348 amino acids. Gene Ontology annotation, cellular component: endoplasmic reticulum membrane. NCBI's taxonomy places the organism in Eukaryota, Metazoa, Chordata, Mammalia, Rodentia, Muridae. The transcript is spliced from 44 exons. The record is from RefSeq and is a predicted model, not a curated record.
GAGUCGCUGAGGGCUGAGUAAUACCCUUGAGAAAGAAAAAGUGCGGGCUCCUUGGGUAAAAAUCUGAUAGAACGUCGCUGUGGAGAAAGCGGUGACUGGACACUGGCAGAAUUCUCAACACCUCACCCGGAUGCGGCUACAUCCGCUUCAGUUUUCAUUUCUGCUUUGGAAGGUCUGGAGAGCUUGGGCAGAGUCCACCGGGAUACAGACAGAAGAUAUACAGCAUUCUUGUAACUAGCUCAUGACGAGGGCAUUCUCUGUUAAUGCUGAGCCCUAUCUGCUUCUCCAGUCCUUACGGAUUGCCCCUGGGUGAGGGUUCAUGUUAAGAAAAGUACCAUGGAGUUUUAUGAGUCAACGUAUUUUGUUGUCCUUAUCCCUUCAGUAGUUAUUACCGUGAUUUUCCUUUUCUUUUGGCUUUUCAUGAAAGAAACAUUAUAUGAUGAAGUUCUUGCAAAACAAAAGAGAGAACAAAAGUUGAUUUCUACAAAAACAGAUAAAAAGAAGGCAGAAAAGAAAAAGAACAAAAAGAAAGAAAUCCAGAAUGGGACCCUUCAUGAAUCUGAUUCUGACAGUGCACUUCGGGACUUUAAACUGUCUGAUGCUUCAUGUGUGGAGGGUGAGCAGUUUGUACCUGCCGCAUUGAAUGUGGUGGGAACUUCCAGCAGUGUUAGGGAAAGAAAGAAGAAGGAAAAGAAACAAAAACCUUCACUUGAAGAGCCCAUCAUCAAAGAAAGUGAUGCCUCAAAGACUGCAGGCAAAAAAGUAGAACCCGUCCUACUUACAAAGCAGCCAGCCCCACCUGCCGAAGCAGCUGCCUUGAAGAAGAAAGCAGGGCAGAAGAAGUCUAAAAAUGGAAGCGAUGACCAAGAUAAAAAGGUAGAUAUGCUGAUGGCACCUUCAAAAAAGCAGGAAGUAUUGCUCUUCCAUCAAGAUAAUAAACAAGAAGGUGGACCAGGAAAGAAGAAAGGCUUGUCAAAGAAGCAAAAGACGGAAAAUGUUGUGGUGGAUGAGUCCCUUGUUCCUGCAACUACUUACAUUCCUUUGAUGGAUAAUGCUAACUCAAAUCUUGUGAUGGAGAAGAGAGAAAUUAUUGAUAUCAUUAAACCUGACCAUGUAGAAGGGAUCCAGAAAUCUGGAGCUAAGAAGCUGAAGAUUGAAACCGACAAAGAAAACGCUGAAGUGAAAUUUAAAGAUUUCCUUGUGUCCUUGAAGAGUAUGGUGUUUUCUGAAGAUGAGGCUCUUUGUGUUGUAGGCCUGAUGAAGGAGAAGUCUGUGAUAAAAGAUGCUUUAAAGAAGUCAAGUAAAGGAGAAUUGAGUGCUCUUCUGCAUCAGCUUCAGGAGAAGGAAAGGCUGCUCACUGCUGUGAAGGAAGAUGCUGCGGCCACAAAGGAGCGCUGUAAGCAGUUGACUCAGGAAAUGGUGACAGAGAAAGAAAGAAGCAGUGUAGUUAUAGCAAGGAUGAAAGAUCGUAUUGGAGCACUAGAAAAGGAACAUAAUAUAUUUCAAAACAAAAUGCACGUCAGUUACCAAGAAAAUCAACAGAUGCAGAUUAAGUUUCAGCAAGUUCGGGAACAAAUGGAAGCAGAGAUAGCUCAUUUGAAGCAGGAAAACGGUAUACUGAGAGAUGCUGUCAGCAACACUACAAACCAGCUGGAAAGCAAGCAGUCUGCAGAGCUAAAUAAACUGCGCCAGGAUUGUGGGAGGCUGGUGAGUGAGCUGAAUGAGAAGACAGGAAAGCUGCAGCAAGAGGGAGUCCAGAAGAAGAAUGCAGAGCAAGCUGCUACCCAGUUGAAGGUUCAACUACAGGAAGCUGAGAGGAGGUGGGAAGAAGUUCAAAGCUACAUCAGGAAGAGAACAGCAGAGCAUGAGGCUGCACAGCAAGAUUUACAAAGUAAAUUUGUGGCCAAAGAAAAUGAAGUCCAGAGUCUACAUAGUAAGCUCACAGACACCUUGGUAUCAAAACAGCAGUUGGAGCAGAGACUAAUGCAGUUAAUGGAGUCAGAGCAAAAGCGAGUGAGCAAAGAAGAGUCUCUGCAAAUUCAAGUUCAGGAUAUUUUGGAACAAAAUGAGGCUUUGAAAGCUCAGAUUCAACAGUUCCAUUCCCAGAUUGCAGCCCAGACCUCCGCUUCAGUUCUAGCAGAAGAAUUACAUAAAGUGAUUGCAGAAAAGGACAAGCAGCUAAAGCAGACUGAAGAUUCAUUAGCAAGUGAACACGAUCACUUAGCAAGCAAAGAGGAAGAGCUCAAGGAUCUACAGAAUAUGAAUUUCUUAUUAAAAGCUGAAGUGCAGAAAUUGCAGGUCCUGGCUAAUGAGCAGGCUGCUACAGCACAUGAAGUGGAGAAGAUGCAGAAAAGUAUUCAUGUAAAGGAUGAUAAAAUAAGAUUGCUUGAAGAACAGCUGCAGUGUGAACUUGCAAGCAAAAUGGAAGAAUUUAAGAUUCUGAAUGACCAGAAUAAAGCAUUACAGUUGGAGGUUCAGAAGCUGCAGAUCAUUGUUUCUCAACAGCCUAAUAAAGAUGUUGUGGAACAAAUGGAAAAAUGCAUUCAAGAAAAAGAUGAAAAGUUAAAGACUGUAGAAGAAUUACUUGAAACUGGACUUAUUCAGGUGGCCACAAAAGAGGAGGAACUGAAUGCCAUAAGAACAGAAAACUCAACCCUGACUAAAGAAGUUCAAGAGUUAAAGGCCAAGCAGAGUGACCAGGUUUCUUUUGUGUCUCUAAUUGAAGACCUUAAAAGAGUGAUCCAUGAGAAAGAUGGACAGAUCAAGUCUGUGGAAGAGCUUCUAGAAGUUGAACUUCUGAAAGUUGCUAAUAAGGAGAAAACUGUUCAGGCUUUGAAACAGGAAAUAGAGGUUCUAAAAGAAGAAAUAGGAAAUGUCCAGCUUGAAAAGGCUCAGCAGUUAUCUGUCACUUCUCAAGUUCAGGAGCUUCAGAACUUAUUAAGAGGCAAGGAAGAACAGGUGAACACCAUGAAGGCUACUUUAGAAGUCAAAGACCAAGACCUGACAGAUAGAGGGAAACGAAUACAGGAGCUUCAGGAAGAAAAUGAAUCUCUAAAGGCUCAUGUUCAAGAGGUAGCACAGCCUAAUUUGCCAGAGGUGUGUUCGACACCACGAUUUGAAGAACUUGAAAAUAUGUUGAAAGAAAAGGAAAAUGAAAUUAAGAGAAUAGAAGCUAUAUUGAAAGACACAGAGAGUGAUCUUUCUAACAAAUCAAAGCUGUUACAGGAAGUACAAGAUGAAAAUAAAUUAUUUAAAUCCAAAGUUGAACAACUUAGUCAGCAGAAUCACCAACAGGCAUCUUUUCCCUCUCAGGAGGAAUUGCAAAGAGUAAUUUCAGACAAAGAGAAAGAAAUAGCUGAUCUCUGCAAUGAGUUAGCUUCUUUGAAGAAUGCUGUUGAACAUCAGAGGAAGAAAAACAAUGACCUUCGGGAGAAAAACUGGGAAGCAAUGGAAGCAUUGGCAUCAACUGAAAAAAUGCUGCAGGACAAAGUGAACAAGACUUCCAAGGAAAGACAACGCAUGGAAGCUGUUGAAUUAGAGGCCAAAGAACUUCUCAAAAGAUUAUUUCCAAUGGUGUCUGUUCCUUCUAAUUUGACUUACAGUGAAUGGUUACGUGGCUUUGAAAAGAAGGCAAAAGCAUGUGUAGCUGGAACUUCGGACGCAGAGGCAGUCAAGGUUUUGGAGCAUAGGUUAAAAGAAGCUGAUGAAAUGCACACACUGCUACAGCUAGAAUGUGAAAAAUACAAAUCCGUCCUUGCAGAAACAGAAGGGAUUUUACAGAAGUUGCAGCGAAGUGUGGAACAAGAAGAAAGUAAAUGGAAAAUUAAAGCUGAUGAAUCUCGAAGGACUAUUAAGCAGAUGCAGUCCUCCUUCACGUCCUCAGAGCAAGAGAUAGCGCGAUUAAGAAGAGAAAACAAAGAGAUGGAGAAUCUAAGAAGAGAACGAGAACACUUGGAAAUGGAGCUUGAGAAGGCAGAGAUUGAACGGUCGACUUAUGUGACGGAAGUCAGAGAGCUGAAAGAUCUGUUGACUGAAUUGCAGAAAAAACUUGAUGAUUCAUAUUCUGAAGCAGUAAGACAGAAUGAAGAGCUUAAUUUGUUGAAGACACAAUUAAAUGAAACACGCUUAAAACUUCAAAAUGAACAAAGUGAGAGAAAGAAGGUAGCUGAUGAUUUGCAUAAGGCUCAACAGUCGCUGAACUUUAUCCACUCAAAAAUUUCACUAAAAGCUGCUGGAGACACCGCUGUUAUUGAGAACAGUGAUGUUUCCCCAGAAACGGAGUCUCCUGAGAAAGAGACGAUGUCUGUAAGUCUCAAUCAGACUGUGACACAGUUACAGCAGUUGCUUCAGGAAGUAAAUCAACAACUCACAAAGGAGAAGUAAUCCCAGAGUGAAGUAAUUGGGAAGUUAUUCGUUAGAAGCUAACAGAAGGCAUUGUAUUAUAUUUUGCCAAAUUAAAGCCUUAUUUAUGUUUCACCCUUUCUACUUUGUCAGACACUGAACAGUUUUGUCUUUUCUAAUCCUUGUUAGACUACUGAAUUAAAAAAAAAAUUACUUUAAAAAGCCAACUCUGUAGACAUCUUCAGAGUUUAGUUUUGUAAUAAAACUGUUUGAAUAAUUAGACCUUUACAUUCCUAAAGAUAAAUAAACACAAUCUUUUACCUUACUUUGCUAAAUUAAAUUGUUCAGAAGAUCAAAGUGGUGUAGACAAUGUGAAAUUUAACAUUUUAAUACUGAUGUUGUACACUGCUUUAUUUAACAUUUGGGAAGUAACUGCCUCUGACAUCAACUCAAGGAAACACUUUUUUGUUGCUAAUGUAAUCACCAAUAAAGGGACACUUAUUAUUCAAACUGACUCACUCUAAUUCUCAUUGAAUUUUAACAAGUUUCAAUAGUGCUUUAGAUCAGUGUCAUUCAGAAUCCAGUUUCUAAUUGCAGCCACCAAACAAACCAAGUCUUGUUUGCCCCUAUAACUUCCUGGCUAGACUUUUGUGUUUUCUAUGGGACAGGGCUGUGUAAAAUACCACAGCGUGGGUGACAGUGAGGAUGGUGCAGGCAUUCGUGUCCUAUCCACCAUGGAGGAGAGUUUUGCUUUAUUUUUACUAUUACUAUUGUUUCAAAAUAACAACUGUUUAGCUUCCCUAAUGAGACUGUGCUAGUAUAGGUCAUAUGCAUUCUCUUUUCUGUUGGAAGGGGUGUGCGUAUCAGUAUGUGUGUAGAACACUUUUCUUCAGAUGGCAAUAACAAUUGACAAAUAUACCAGUGAAUUUUAAAGUACCUUUUAGUAUUAUUGCUAUUUCCUUUUUUUAGUUUACUUUUUAUCUUGUGUACAUAAGUGAUUGCAUGUAUGUAUAUGCACCAUAUGCUUAUAGUGCCCAUGGAGGCCAGAAGAUGGUAUUGGAUCUCCUAGAACUGGAGUUUACAGACUUGUAAACUACAAGCUGCCACGUGGUUGCUGGGAAUCCGGUCCAGGUCUUUUGGAAGAGUAGUCAGUUAACCACUGUGGUAUCUUUCCAACCUCCAUUGCCAUUUCUUGGACAAAGCAGUCGUGUUUCUACCACAGAGGCUUUUCUUUUUUCUGUGUUCCUUCUGUUGAGAGCUGUUUUAUUUUGAAGCAGGUCUGGUGCUAUACACCUGUCAGACUUGCAGUUGCUAAGUAGAGGGAAGAGGAUUGUGAGUUAGAAGUUAGCAUAGGCCACAAAGCAAGAUUCAAUCCCAAAACACCAAUGACCUCUUUUGUUGUGAAUUGCACCCCUCCCUCCAUGUAGCAACCACACACACUCAGAGGCAAAAGAUGCCUCUGAAGUAGCGGGAUGUUCACAGUACUGCUCAUCCCAAUGUGGGACGUUGAGUAAUUUUUAAUGAAUUCCUGUAUGAAAUCCUUUUAGACGUUUUGUUCCUGGUGCGUCUAUCAGUCUAGUCAGCUUCUCCACUCAGGAAAGGUAACUAUGCUUCCAUUCAGUGAUGGUUCAGUUAAGCAGUUGUAGCUCUGUGCUCACAGUCUGUGUAUGUCCUUAGGUUAAAUAGUCCUAGAGCUGCAGUUGUAUGAAUGGUGAAAGGCCUUACUAGCCAUUUCGAACACUUCUGGCCCCCAUGUUCAUCCGUUCUUUUCUUACAAGAGGUAUAUUUGGGAACAGACUUGUUGAUACUCCAAAAAGCAUGAAGAGGUGGAAGGGAGUGAUGGGAAUGCCCAUGAAGCAGCCCAUUCCUCUUGAUGUGAGAAAGCUCAUCUGUUUCCUGUAGUUCAGUGACACUAUGUUAAAGGCUAGGGGUCAUCUGUCUUGAAUGUUCAACUACAGGUGAGGGCAGUAAUUGUGCUGCCCACAAAUUGAAGCUAUGACCAGUACCGUGAGGACUCUUCUGGAUAGUAUAAGUUAUGGAUGUAAAAUACAGGCCCCCUCCCAUCUGCGUAGAAGACCUGGUGCCCAGUUGGUGGUGCUAGUGAUAGGUGAUUGUGUCAUACAGGUUCUAAGCUCCACCACAUGUCCAAUUGUCAGGCCCCAAGUAAUGAAGGCAGUCAAUAGUGGACUGAAACCGUAGUGCAAAAUAAAUCUCCCUUUAAGUGCAUUUUCUCUGGUCCAGCAAUGGAGGUGACUGCUGUGUGUGGGAGGAGCAGAUCACUGGGAGAAGGCUGUCAGUUGCACCCUCACAUAAGAGACUCCGUUAUCUUGGUCCACAAGUAGAGGAAUGAAAGAAUGGACAGUUCCUGAUUAUCCCACUAGUGUUGAGCUGGGGUGCUGAUUGGGUUAUUAAACUGCAGCUGUGUGGUCUGAUGAGUGUCUGCAUGAGACGUAAGCGACACGUUCCGAGUAAAGUUGACACCAUAAUUGGCAAAGAAGACUAAGUACAGACUGUUGACAGACUGGCAGUAGAGUUUUCUCAUUUUUAUGUUUCCCUAGAAAAAUAUACCAUUUCAUGUUUAUUGGUAGAGUUCCAUUAUAUAGCAGUGUCAGAGAUGUGGAAACUGUAGUCUAGGCUACUCAGGAGAGCCAGUAUUCUAGUCCUGACCCUAAGUUGUCUGGCUUGUGACUGACAAGCCAGCAUACAUACAUCUGUACUAUGUGUAUGUAAUUGUAGCUAGAGAAAAAUAAUAGAUUGUCUAGAAAAAGUAAAUUUUAAAGGAGAGGUAUUUGCUACUACUGUACCUUUCUCGCAUUCUCUUGAUACUUCCUAAGGGACCGUCUACCUCAGUGGUUCUCAGAAGUAUGACAUGUAGACCACUUGGCAUCCUCCUGACCCUUGAUUUCUAGGGGUCUCGAAGUUCAAAACUACUUUUAUAAGAUACCAUCUGCCUUUUUUACUGUGUCGACACCUGUGCUGCUCCGGGAAAAUACUGUCUUCCAGACACAAGACUGAUGCACAUCUGGACUCUCAGAGACUGCAGUGUGCACAAGUUCAAGCCAGAUGGAGCCCCAGCGCUGCUAGUGAACUUGAGCUCCCACCCCUAACCAAGAAGCUACCUGCGCUCGAUCCCCGCUGGCAAAGGAAAAGCUCCAGUGGAGUCUCCCUGGGCAUAUAAAGCACGCUUCUGGGUGCCUCCCUGCCCAGGAGUGGCUGACCAGCAGAAAAUGAACUCUGUGGAAUACAGUGGUAUAGACUUCUGUCUUAUUUCUCUUUGUUUGUUUUGUCUUGCUGAUAUUUUGCUUAUAUGUACGGUUUAUGUUUUUUGUGGGACAUUUUUUUGGUGAGUAUCUUUUUUUUUUUGUUUUUUCUAAGAGGGCAUGGAGUUGGGUGGUGAGAUGGGGAGGAAUUGAGAGGAGAUGGGGGAGGGGAACUGUGAUCAGAUAUGUUGUAUGAAAAAGGUUUUUUUUUAAUAAUUUUUUUUUCAUUUUAAUUUAGUACAUUGAAUAACAGAUUUUUAGAUCUAAAGGAAUUCUGAGACCAAAAUUCUGAGAGCUACUGCUUCUGCCUACUGUUUCUUUCCAGUAGUUUUUAAAUGACAUCUGGCAAUUAUACACACUGAAAAAAAUUACCUUGUUUUAUAUUUUUUUAAUUCUCAUUUUGCUCUUUGACAACUUUUGUGUAAAAUUUGUUUUUAAUAAAUUUAUUUUAGACUAUA